UGUGCAGAGCUUGGAGUACUCUAUGGGUGGCUACUCUUGAACCACGCAAGGAUUCUCAUGCCCAGCACCAAGAAAUUUCAUGGAUUUCAGAUUCAUUUGCAGAGCUAUGAGCUUGUCCACUCAGUAAGAGCUUGGAGUACUCUAUGGGUGGCUACUCUUGAACCACGCAAGGAUUCUCAUGCCCAGCACCAAGAAAUUUCAUGGAUUUCAGAUUCAUUUGCAGAGCUAUGAGCUUGUCCACUCAGUAAGUGCUUCGAAUUUUCUAUGGGUGGCUACUCUUGAAUCACGCAAGGAUUCUCAUUCCCAGCAAGAAGAAAUUUUAUGGAUUUCAGAUUCAUCUGCAGAGCUAUGAGCUUGUCCACUCAGUAAGUGCUUCGAAUUUUCUAUGGGUGGCUACUCUUGAACCACGCAAGAAUUCUCAUGCCCAGCACGCACAUGCACUGAGUUGUGACACGAGUUAAAGUUUAGUUCUCCUCGUGUGAGCCUACUGAUCUAGGAGAGGGUCUCCUGUAGCCGCGUUCACAUUUCGGCCGCGCAAACGUUAUUGCUGUUGGACAAGGGAGCAGACAAUUGAAGCUGCCGGUGUGUCCAUCGUCAGUGACGCUGCUGAACUUGCGACUAGGGGAAUGGACCCGGCAGACGAGGAACCGGGGCUUCCUUCCGCUGUCAAGGACCUUAUACGGCGUCUGGAAGGAGAAGGCGAGCCUUUACGGUGGCUUCCCAUAUUAGCCUUGCCAGAUUUUCAGUAUUUUUUUCCGGAACAUGCAUCGCCCUCCACGAACAUAGGGUGGCGAGGGGAAGUGCGCCUUCGAGUGCUGGAGGCAAUCGGCAGUUGCAACACCUUUCAUUCUCUGGACACAAAAAUUAUUUUUGGAGGAGAUAUAUCGAGGUUGACGGCUAGGGAGUGGGAGAUACUUUUGAGAGGUUUUAGGAGAAGCACCGUUCUACGAGCGAUAAGAGUUGGAGAAUUGAGAUGGAGAUCCGGUGAUGAAGUGGAGAGGUUAUGUUUAGAGCUGGGGAGAAUUUUGUCGACCUCUCGCGUGAAAAAUUUGACAAUAGUCAAUUGCAGAUUGAGUGCCACAUGUUACUUGAAUCUCGCAUCAGGACUGCGAGGAAAUGACGAGUGUGAACUCGAGUCUUUUGAGCUACGAAAUGCAUGGGAGGACUCGAGUGCGGUGAGGCAUAUGGCUGACAUGAUCAGCAGUGCUACUCGAUUAGAAACUUUGGAAAUAGGGGGUUCAGGGGGCCGCAUGUACGACAUGGAUGAGGAUGCCGCUAGAACCCUGUCGCAGGCUUUGAUCCAGAGAAGGUCUUUGAAAAAAUUGGUUCUAAAUGAGGUGAAGGGCGAAGCGUCGGCCUUCUUGCUGAAGGCAUUGGAUGGAGAUGAUGGCAAUCGAGCUAUUGAAUGUCUUCAUCUAAUUUCCGUGUCUGGAUUCGGAGACUGUUUACGAGAACUUCUGAGAUCCAACCCGUACUUGAAGGAAGUGACGUUGGCCGCCAUCGACAUGCGUCUCGAGGAAUGGCGUCAACUGGGCGAAGCCAUAAGUGAGAAUGCUACAGCAAGAACGAUUCGCGUAAUCCAUUCCAUGGAUCACAAAGAUUCCUUCACAAAGAAGGGAGUAGAAGAGCUUGCGUGUGCUGCUAGCUCAGGUGUCAAGGUCCCCACACUGGAGCUGAUAAUCACAUUCAAUGAUUACGAUGCAUUGAUGCCAGCACUCGACUUUGUGGGUAGGGGGGUAUUGCGCGGAAAUAUCAAAUCUCUAGAAUCUUUGAUUCUAUUUUUUAGAUGUUCUUGCAACCAUGAUAUAAUGGAAGGUAUCGUCCCCAUGGAUGGAAAUCCUGGAGAAACUUCAGUCUCAGUCCUGAAGAGACUGAGAUUAUUUGUUGAAAGCAGAGAUACUUUGAAGGGAGUGUGGAAGUACCUGCUUUGUUGCUUACGGGAGAACACAAGUGUUACUCACUUGGAUUUGUCUGAUUCCGGACUCGAUGACGAGGCGUUCAGGGAACUGAUGGAUAUGUUGCAAGUGAACUUGACUCUCGAGCAAAUAGAUGUCUCACGAACCGCAUGGGCAAAGGACGGAAAGAAGGCGCUUAUUCAACACGCCCUACGGGAAAACCAGAAUCGGGCCUGCUACAUGGGUGUCUUCAGAGAAGCAAACUUAACAUUUGGAGAGGCGAAAGCUGGUGGACUCUUUUUGUGCGGCUCUCCUAGAGCAGGCAAGACUAGAUUGCGUCAAACUUUGAUGAGGAUAGUUCAAGGCCAAAGUCGGCUCCGGGACAUGCUCGGAAAAGUGCUAAGAACUCUACGCAUUGAAGGGGAGUUAUUGCAAAAGGAUGAGAGAAUGCAAAUCUCAAUUUGGGAUUUUGUUACCCUUGAACAUGUGAUCUUUCCUCAAACCUCCAAUUUUUGUGUUUUUCAAUUUGUGUAUAGCCCCUUUUGUGAGAAAACAUCUAGUAUCAAACCUGAAUUUUCUUUUCAGACAGAGUUGGAAAAAUGGAUGAAGUUCAUCACAUCCAACAGUAGAGUCACUAGACAUAGUCUUCCACAAGUUCUUGUUGUGAUGUCACACAAGGAUAAAGUCAAAGACAAAUCUUUAACUUGGGCUAAUACCAUAGUGGACGAGGUUAUCAAAAACUUUGCAAAUGAUGUGAAGCUCAACCAAGAGUUGUUUCAUGUGGAUGCUCGGAAAAAGAAGCAAGUUCUUCCUGUCCAAAAACACAUUUUUGACAUCUUGAAGGUGUUAUUGACAAAAAAUUCUCCACUGGUUCCCCAUUUGUGUUCCAAACUCACAUCCCUUUUAGUUACAAAAACCAAGGAUAGCAAAAAGUGCCCUAUUUGGUCACUAAAAAAGUUUCAUGACUUUUGUGAUUCCCACUUGAAACAUUUCAUUCCUACAUCAUCUACUUCCUCUGUUGAUCAUUCAAGUAUAAUUACAUCAAUCAUAUCUUAUAUGAAUGAUGUUGGAUCCAUCAUAUACAUCCCCAACGUCAAGUACAUUAUUGUGGAUCCCAACUGGCUCGCACAUACAUUGUUAGGUGAUUUGGGUCAACACUUUCAAGCUCAAAAGUUUGAAUCUUUUGAUGAAACGAGCUCUUACACAAGUAAGGACGGAUAUGUGAGUGAGAGUGACUUUGUUGGGUGGACAGAGAAGUUUCUACGAAAACAACCACAUGGACAGAGAGGUGUGGACAGAGAGAUGCUUGAAAACAUACUUUUCAAUUUAGAUUUGUGUUUCAAGCACGAAGAUACUUUUGAGUAUUACAUUCCUUUCUUCAUACCUGAGCAUCCAAGCACGGAGAAACAAAGGCUUCAAGGGCGGGCACACGAAUCGACGUAUUCGCAAAAUAUAGAUGAUACCUCACAGUUGGUCAGCAUUCGGAUUCAAUGUCAAGAUGUACAAGAUGAUGUAAAAGAUGGAGAAGGAGAUAGAAAAGAUGAAAAAGAAGAUGAAGAAGGAGAUAGAAAAGAUGGAGAAGUAGAUAGAAAAGAUGAAGAAGAAGAUAGAGAAGGAGAUAGAAAAGAUGGAGAAAUAGAUAGAAAAGAUGAAGAAGAAGAUAGAGAAGGAGAUAGAAAAGAUGAAAAAGAAUAUAGGAAAGAUGAAAAAGAAGAUGGAGAAGGAGAUAGAAAAGAUGAAGAAGAAGAUGGAAAAGAUGGAGAAGGAGUGGAAAAGAAGAUGGAGAAGGAGAUAGAAAAGAUGAAGAAAAAGAUGAAAAAGAUGAAGAAGGAGAUGAAGAAGAUGGAAAAGGAGAUGGAAAAGAUGAAGAAGAUGGAAAAGGAGAUGGAAAAGAUGAAGAUGGAGAUAGAAGAAGAUGGAAAAGAUGAAGAAGAAGAUGGAAAAUAUGGAGAAGGAGAUGGAAAAGAUGAAGAAGGAGAUGAAGAAGAUGGAAAAGAUGGAGAAGAAGAUGGAAAAUAUGGAGAAGGAGAUGAAGAAGAUGGAAAAGAUGGAGAAGAAGAUGGAAAAUAUGGAGAAGGAGAUGGAAAAGAUGAAGAAGGAGAUGAAGAAGAUGGAAAAGAUGGAGAAAGAGAUGGAAAAGAUGAAGAAGAAGAUAGAAAAGAUGAAGAUGGAGAAGCUGAAGAAGAAGAUGGAAAAGAUGGAGAAGGAGAUGGAAUUGAUGAAGAUGGAGAAAAUGAAAAAGAAGAUGAAGAACAUGAGUCUUCAUUUUCUCCAUCUUCUUCUUCUUGUGAAGAAGAUGGUGAAGAUCCUUCUCGGUAUAUCAUUCCUUCCUUAGACUCUAAGCGUGCAAGCAUGGAGGAGCAUAAGCAUGAAGAAAGGGGUCACAAGUCGAUGUAUUGGUACAAUAAGGAUGAGAAUUCACAAUUUGUCGGCAUUCGGAUUCAAUGUCAAGAUGAAAGAAGAAUGUCACUUACUGCUAUUUUUUUUCUACGCUUCCAGAUGUUCAUGAGACGCAAAUUGAUUUCCGAGAUGGAAGUUUCCAAGGAGUCUGUAAUCUGCUCUCGCCAUUAUCUGCGACUCUUCUUGGAUGGACACCAAAUUUAUGUCCAGCAAGGAAGGAACCACGAAUAUGUUGAUGUUCUUAUGUUAUGCUCAAAGCAUAAGUCGAGGGAGCUGGCGCAGAAAUAUGUGAUGAAGCAUAUCGUCGAGGAGUUGAUAUCAUUUUGCGCAUCACCCAAAGGCUGUCCCGGUGUGGCGUUAGUGCUUGGUGUAAUCCAAACACUUUGCGUGGAGAUGCUGAAUCCGAGUCAUUUUAGGGCAAUUCUGAUCGAGAAGCUGAAAUCGGACUUCAUUUGUAGCAUCAAUGACAAACUUGAAGAAAUGAUGUUGGAAAGUUCUCACUUGGUGAAGAAGGAAGAGUUGUUCAACUAUGAGCACCGUUGGCCCCGGUAUGAAAACCAAGAAGGCGGAAUAUCCGAACGAGCUAGGGAUUUGUUGUGGCUGAGCGAUGUGGAAGCGGUUGUGGAUUGCAUUCGACAGAAACAAAUUCAAAAGUUCGAAUCAUUGCAAGAAGAUCCAAAUAGCCUGGACAAUGAUUUGGCUCAAUCGAACCCUGAAGGUGAGAAUACGAUAAGCGACUCGAAUAUCCUCGAAAUGAAAGACUACAAACCAUCUACAUCCAAGUGGUUGAGUCAGGAAAGCAUAAGUGUGGAAAAUCGUUCGACCCGAAUUGUUCUCAGAUUGGAGAUACAGAUUCUGGAUAUGGAGAUGCAGAGUUUGGAAAUGAUGGAGAUGAAGAUUGGAGAGACACUCUCUCUGCAGAGAUUGGAGAUGAUGGAGAUGAAGAUGGUUCAGAUACUCUCUCUGCAGAGAGAGUAUCUGCUGCAGCAAGAAUUGCGGAGAAAGCACUCAGAGUUGACUGCAGCAAUGCUGAGUGCUUUCAAUUCUAAAGUGGACAAGAGGCCGCGAGGCAAAAGUUCUUCCUAUCUGACAAGGGAGCAUAAGUGUGGAAAAUCGUUCGACCCGAAUUGUUCUCAGAUUGGAGAUACAGAUUCUGGAUAUGGAGAUGCAGAGUUUGGAAAUGAUGGAGAUGAAGAUUGGAGAGACACUCUCUCUGCAGAGAUUGGAGAUGAUGGAGAUGAAGAUGGUUCAGAUACUCUCUCUGCAGAGAGAGUAUCUGCUGCAGCAAGAAUUGCGGAGAAAGCACUCAGAGUUGACUGCAGCAAUGCUGAGUGCUUUCAAUUCUAAAGUGGACAAGAGGCCGCGAGGCAAAAGUUCUUCCUAUCUGACAAGGGAGCAGACAAUCAAAGCUGCAGGUGUGUCCAUCUGCAGGUGUGAAGAAGAUGGUGAAGAUCCUUCUCGGUAUAUCAUUCCUUCCUUAGACUCUAAGCGUGCAAGCAUGGAGGAGCAUAAGCAUGAAGAAAGGGGUCACAAGUCGAUGUAUUGGUACAAUAAGGAUGAGAAUUCACAAUUUGUCGGCAUUCGGAUUCA
Messenger RNA from Marchantia polymorpha subsp. ruderalis, 5885 nucleotides. Lineage: Eukaryota; Viridiplantae; Streptophyta; Marchantiopsida; Marchantiales; Marchantiaceae. The record is from the annotation of a GenBank genome assembly.